This is a messenger RNA of Ochotona princeps (American pika), 1948 nucleotides long. RefSeq names its product syntaxin 1B (gene STX1B). Gene Ontology annotation, cellular component: plasma membrane; endomembrane system; SNARE complex. The coding region runs from base 277 to 1143 and encodes 288 amino acids. Lineage: Eukaryota; Metazoa; Chordata; Mammalia; Lagomorpha; Ochotonidae. The record is from RefSeq and is a predicted model, not a curated record. Gene Ontology annotation, molecular function: SNAP receptor activity; SNARE binding. The transcript has 10 exons. Gene Ontology annotation, biological process: exocytic insertion of neurotransmitter receptor to postsynaptic membrane; intracellular protein transport; vesicle fusion.
CGCCCCCCUCCCCCGCGCGCGGGCGCCCGCAUCCCUCCAUCCAGCCUGUGCCGCAGCCGCAUCGCCACCGCAGCCCGGGCACAGCCGAGCCCGGCCAGGCCCCUGCCCCUGCCCGGAGCCUCGGCCCACCGCUCCCGGUCCCGCCCCCGCUUGCAGGCGACCCCCUCGGUGAUCCCCGGCGCCCCCCGACUCCCGGCUUCCAGCACCGAAGUGGGAGACAGGAGCCGCGGCGGAGGCAGGAGGACGAGGAGGAGGAGGAGGAGGAGCCGUCGCAGGAUGAAGGAUCGGACUCAGGAGCUGCGGAGUGCAAAAGACAGCGAUGAUGAGGAAGAGGUGGUCCACGUGGAUCGGGACCACUUCAUGGAUGAAUUCUUCGAACAGGUGGAGGAGAUCCGAGGCUGCAUCGAGAAGCUGUCGGAGGAUGUGGAGCAGGUGAAGAAGCAGCACAGCGCCAUCCUGGCUGCACCCAACCCAGAUGAGAAGACCAAGCAGGAGCUGGAGGACCUCACAGCCGACAUCAAGAAGACGGCCAACAAGGUCCGGUCCAAGUUGAAAGCGAUCGAGCAGAGCAUUGAACAGGAAGAGGGGCUGAACCGCUCCUCCGCCGACCUGCGCAUUCGCAAGACCCAGCACUCCACACUCUCCCGGAAGUUUGUGGAGGUAAUGACUGAGUAUAAUGCGACCCAGUCCAAGUACCGGGACCGCUGCAAGGACCGGAUCCAGCGGCAGCUAGAAAUCACUGGAAGGACCACGACCAAUGAAGAACUGGAAGACAUGCUGGAGAGUGGAAAGCUGGCCAUCUUCACGGACGAUAUCAAAAUGGAUUCGCAGAUGACGAAGCAGGCGCUGAACGAGAUAGAGACGAGGCACAAUGAGAUCAUCAAACUGGAAACCAGCAUCCGCGAGCUGCAUGACAUGUUCGUGGACAUGGCCAUGCUGGUGGAGAGCCAGGGAGAGAUGAUCGACCGCAUCGAGUACAAUGUGGAACAUUCCGUGGACUACGUGGAGCGAGCUGUGUCUGACACCAAGAAAGCUGUGAAAUAUCAGAGCAAGGCGCGGAGGAAGAAAAUCAUGAUCAUCAUUUGCUGUGUGGUGCUGGGGGUGGUCUUGGCGUCAUCCAUUGGGGGGACGCUUGGCUUGUAGGCUCUGCCUCCCACCCUGGUUCUCCCAGGCCCCUCCCCCACCACAUUGGGAGCAAUACCCCCACACCACCACCUUUCACUCUGUCCCCUGCUCCAGGUCACCCCCACGGCAGCCCCCCAGGGUCCCUGGACCUCACCCUGUCAUGGCCCACCCACCCUCCGCCCCUCCCUCCAUCGCACGCAGACAGCAGCAGGCGAGAUUACACAUGCACACCCACAUGCAUGCCGCCGGCACAUGCUCGCGAUGUGUGCACGCCCCAGCGUGUGUGUCCAUGUGCAGACGUGUGUAGAUGCCUACCCCCCCGGUCCUGCCCCUCUGGACCCCCUCAGCCUUGAGUCUGCGUGUGAUCUCUGCCUCCCCUCCUUUGCUUGGUUGUUGGUGGUGGAGACUGCCACAGGAUGACCCAACAGCCCACCCCGCCCAGCUCUGUCUUCUGUGAGUGUGUGUGCGUACGGGACCACAGCUCUGUGGACACGAACUUGUGCACGUGCUGUUCUGUGGUUGCGUGUUUGACCCCAACACUGCCUGCUGUCCCUUCUCUCUAUCCCCUGUCUGCCACCCUCUGGGGCAGGCUCUGCGAUCUCAGAGGAUCCAGGUAGGCCUCCACACACGGGCAGGGAUAGCCAGCCAGCCCACAGGAUGCAGGACUGCUCUGUGUGUGUGUGUUUGUGUGUGUGUGUGCUCGUGUGUAUGGUGAGCCCGUGGCAUUCCCCUGGUGUGGGUGGCACACGUGUGCACCUCUCCUUGCUCAGGCUACCUAGGUGUGCAUAUCUUCCCCUGUGUGUUUUGGGGAUGUGUAGGUGUA